AUUUUCAGACAAUGCUUCUUCCAAAAACCAAUAAAUGGAAGACAGUGAAAUCACAGCUCAGAUUGCCGUGGGCUUCUAUAUUUUUGGUGAUAUCCGUCAUAUGUCUGAUUAUAUUUUUGUUCAGCGGAGGAAAUGAUGAAGUACGCGAAUUUUAUGAAAAGAUGCAUUUGAUGGAAGUUGGAGAAGAAAAUGCAUUUAUUCAUAAUGCAUACUUUUACUCGAAUUCUAAAUCGCUUGGAAAAAACGCCGUAGCAAUUGUGGCCACUAUGCACAAAGAUGCCGUAACCGAUUUGAACGAUUUCAUUUUGAAAAUCGUCGGAACAAACUCCACCAAUCGAUUUGUAACCGAUGGGAAGUUGACAACUGAGCAAAACCCGGAUGAAAGUUGCAAAUACACUACAGUACUGAUCCAGACGAACACGUUGGAUUCGAUGUCAAAAUUAGAGAUUGAGACAAGAAAUGGGCUUGUUACGUUCCCAUUCUCUGAGCCAAAAGUGCAAUCUACCAAGCCUGUGGUCUUCUGUAUUGCACCCCUUUUCGCAUCAGAGCAAUGGCAAUCCUUCCUAAUGCAACUUCAAGUUUCCAACAAAUUCGGAGCCCACCUUCAUGUCUACAUGAUGACAAUGCUCGAAAACUACUAUCAAAUGGUCCGGGAACUCGGCCAACUCGGGAUUGUCACCACUCAACCUUGGUUGACGCCAAAGUUCUCGCAGGUUGCUCGCCCGUUUUUGGAGCCGAGCAGAAAUUCGGAGCUGAGAAAUCCGGCGGCCGCAUUUACGGAUUGUCUGUUACAGUAUAAGGAAGCAGCACAGUUUAUUGGAUUUAUGGAAAUUGAAGAUUUAUUGUUUCCGUUGAAUACACUAACUUAUUAUGAAGAAUUUGAGAGGGAAUAUGAGGGAAGCUAUCAGAUUAGUGCACUUUAUUAUCAGGUUGUAGAACAGCAGUCUGUGAAAUACAGCUCCCCAGAGAACCAAAGUCUCGGAGCACUUCUGACGAGGGCUCAAUCCGGAGAAACUUUAAAAAUGGGAAGAGCAAUUGUUCGCCCAGAACGGUACAAUUCCACAUGGGCCUAUUACUCGACGGAAGCUGAAAAGCACCCGGUCUACCUGGCGGAGCAAGACGAUAAGCCACAUUAUCUGACUAGAAAAGAGAUUUUAACGAAUGCAUUUUUAAGAUUCAGCAAUUUGGAAUAUACAUCCGAAAUCGACAACUCUACAGUAAUCCCAAUGAAUCCACUGACUACGGAUAGGCAACUUUUGAGUGAGGAACAGCUGGCAGAGAUUGAUCAAGAAUUGAAAGAGACGCUCCUCAUGCCGAGUAUUCAAGAAUUUGUGAAACAAUUGCCAACCGAAGAUUAUUAUUCAACAAAAUUGAAGGCUUGCCUGGAAGCUCAAAAGCAGGGAAAGGGGCAAUGUGUGAAUACGAAAGCGUGCAAGCUCCCCAACAACGACAAAAUCCCAUGUCGACACUCUGAUGGUCUCUAUCACUCCGGGAAAGUCACAAAACCUUACACAUUCCAUUUUGUCACCGAAUAUUAUUUUACAAGGAAUUUGGGAUGCUAUGAAUAGAGAUAUCAGGCUUUGUAUAUAAAAAAAAAUGAAGAGCUUGAAACGGUUU
Caenorhabditis elegans is the source of this 1617-nucleotide messenger RNA. RefSeq names its product Glycosyltransferase family 92 protein (gene gtnt-25). The transcript is spliced from 8 exons. Gene Ontology annotation, cellular component: membrane. NCBI's taxonomy places the organism in Eukaryota, Metazoa, Nematoda, Chromadorea, Rhabditida, Rhabditidae. The record is from RefSeq and is marked reviewed. Gene Ontology annotation, molecular function: glycosyltransferase activity. Bases 12 to 1568 code for a protein of 518 amino acids.